This is a messenger RNA of Manis pentadactyla (Chinese pangolin), 1069 nucleotides long. RefSeq names its product procathepsin L-like. Gene Ontology annotation, molecular function: cysteine-type endopeptidase activity. The record is from RefSeq and is a predicted model, not a curated record. The coding region runs from base 114 to 1037 and encodes 307 amino acids. The transcript is spliced from 5 exons. Gene Ontology annotation, cellular component: lysosome. Gene Ontology annotation, biological process: immune response. NCBI's taxonomy places the organism in Eukaryota, Metazoa, Chordata, Mammalia, Pholidota, Manidae.
ACACAUGCAGUACUGGUGAGUUAGUUUUAAAUAGAAAUAAAGAUGAUAGGUGAUAUGUUUGCCUCCAGAAUGAAGAAGGGUGGAGACAAGCAGUGUGGGAGAAGAAUCUAGAAAUGAUUGACAAGCACAAUGAGGAAUACGCCCUAGGGAAACACAGCUUCACAAUGGCAAUGAAUGCCUUUGGUGACAUGGUGAGUGUGGUAUGGAUUGCUGAAUUUUGCUUUUUCUCCUCAGUACUUUAUCAUCAAAUCUUUUUCUCACAUUCUUUUCCCUUUCCCUUGAAGACCAAUGAAGAAUUCAGACAGGCGAUGAAUACCGUUCAAAAGCAGAGGUACGAGACAGGGGAAGUUUUCCCAGUGCCUUCCCUGGCUGAGAUCCCCCCAUCUGUGGACUGGAGAGAGAAAGGCUAUGUAACUCCUGUGAAGAACCAGGGUUGGUGUGGUUCUUGUUGGGCUUUUAGUGCAACUGGUGCCCUUGAAGGGCAGAUGUUCCGGAAAACUGGCAAACUUGUUCCCCUGAGUGAGCAGAACCUGGUGGACUGCUCUGGACGUCAAGGCAACGGUGGCUGCAGAGGGGGUGCAGCGAAUUUUGCCUUCCAGUAUGUUAUUGACAACAGAGGCCUGGACUCGGAGCAAUCCUAUCCAUACCAUGGAAAGAAUGAACCGUGCAAAUACAAACCUGAGUAUUCUGCUGCCAAUGUGACUGGAUUCCACGGAAUCCCUGCCCAAGAGAAGGACCUAGAGUUCACAGUGGCAAAUGUGGGGCCCAUUUCUGUUAGUAUAGAUGCAAGCAAGCAAACAUUCCAGUUCUAUAAAGAAGGCAUAUAUUAUGAUGCAAACUGCAGCAGCCAAAACCGGGAUCACGCCGUUUUGGUGGUUGGCUAUGGCUUUGAAGGAGAAGAAUCAGAUGAUAAUAAAUAUUGGAUUGUCAAGAACAGCUGGGGUACAGGCUGGGGCACGAAUGGCUAUGUAAAGAUGGCCAAGGACCGGAACAACCACUGUGGAAUUGCCUCCGCAGCCAGCUAUCCUACUGUGUGAGAUGGUAAUAAUGAAGGACUUAAUCGAGAACA